Messenger RNA from Chrysoperla carnea, 945 nucleotides. Its product is annotated as trypsin-1-like. Gene Ontology annotation, biological process: proteolysis. Lineage: Eukaryota; Metazoa; Arthropoda; Insecta; Neuroptera; Chrysopidae. The record is from RefSeq and is a predicted model, not a curated record. The transcript has 7 exons. Gene Ontology annotation, molecular function: serine-type endopeptidase activity. The coding region runs from base 109 to 870 and encodes 253 amino acids.
AUAUAAAUAAUUCAAAUAAUGUAAAAAUUUUUACCUAUUAUUACUUAUUAAAUUUAAUUUGUUAUUGAAUAGGAAUACUGUUUGCAAAUUAAACAGUUUAUUUACAUAAUGUCUUAUAAGAUAAACAAAAUGGUGGCAAUAAUGAUUGCUUGCAUAUCAUUAAUUGUAUCAGGUUCUACCGGUUCACCAGUUGUAAUUGGUGGAAAAGAUAUUGAUAUACAAAAUUAUCCAUAUCAGCUGGCUUUAUUGGUUAACAACAAAUACACGUGCGGUGCAACAAUAAUUGGUAGAGAAUAUGCAUUAACUGCAGCUCAAUGCGUAAAAGGCGUUUCAGAAAGUAAAAUUACCUUACGAGCAGGAAGCAACAAAGCAGAUUCAGGUGGAUACGUACAUAAAGUGUCUAAAGUAGCUGUGCAUGAAAAAUAUGAUCAAGCGAAAAAUCUAAACGACAUAUCAUUAUUAAAGGUAUCGACACCGUUUGAUUUAACAAAGCCAGGAGUUAAAGCCGUUGGUUUACCAUUGGUGAAUGAGGCCAUACCUACAGAAAAAGAAGCUUAUCUAACUGGUUAUGGGAAAACUAGCGCUACAGGUAUUGCGACAAAUAUUUUACAUGGAACAACUUUUCCAACUAUCAGUGACAAUGUUUGCAAAAAAUCGGUUCCAUCUUUAACUGGGACAAUGUGCUGUGCUGGAUAUACAUCAGGAGGACGUGAUGCUUGCGAGGGUGACCAAGGAUCACCACUUGUAUUUAAUAACAAACUAAUUGGAAUUACAUCUUGGAAUUUCAGUUGUGGCUUAAAACCUUCACCUAUUGUUUUUACAAAAGUUUCUAAUUAUCGAGACUGGAUUAAAAAAAAUAGUGGAAUUUGAAUUAAGAUAUUAUUUUUUAUUAUAAUGUAGAUUUUCCAUUUACUAUGGUGCUCCAUAAAAUACCUAAGUAACACA